Molecule: messenger RNA, 2481 nt
Organism: Styela clava
Lineage: Eukaryota; Metazoa; Chordata; Ascidiacea; Stolidobranchia; Styelidae
Product: prostaglandin G/H synthase 2-like
Biological process (GO): response to oxidative stress; cyclooxygenase pathway
Cellular component (GO): neuron projection; cytoplasm
Molecular function (GO): heme binding; peroxidase activity; oxidoreductase activity, acting on single donors with incorporation of molecular oxygen, incorporation of two atoms of oxygen
Source: RefSeq, a predicted model, not a curated record
UUGCAAACUUAGUCUCAAAUUGUGUUUCAUAGACAUCUCAUUGUCUAACAUCUUCACAGCUACGUCAUACGGAUGUCAGAAUUUACGUGAUGGCCUUGUUCACACUUACGCUCUUUGGAUUGAUUGCUGUCAUAAAUGCUGAAGAAAUUAAAUAUAACCCAUGCUGCUCGAAUCCUUGCCAAAAUUUCGGCAUAUGCAAUAGAAUUGCUUGGACAGAAAAAUAUAGUUGUGAUUGCUAUGGGACUGGAUACUAUGGUGUCAACUGUGAAACACGGACCUGGAGUAAAUGGAUCUCCAACUUACUUCGUCCAUCUCCGUUCACCGUUCAAGCAAUUACUACUAACGGAAAAAUUAUAUGGAAAAUUGUGAACAAAAUCAAAUUUGUGCAUUCUUAUUUCAUGAAAUUUAUUCUGAAAAUACGCGCAUUGUCUCCGGAAUGGCCAGAACCCCACAACACAGCAGCGGAUUACAUCACGUGGGAUGGAUACACCAACAAAACGUACUGGGGACGUACUCUUCCAGCUGUUCCAGAAGAUUGUCCAACACCUUUUGGUGUCGUCGGUCCCAAAGAGUACCCGGACGUUUACAAAUUGGUAGAAGAAGUAUUUACAAGAACUGAGUUCAAGCCAUGUCCGAGAGGAACCUCACUAUCGCUUCCGUUGUAUGGGCAGCAUUUUACACACCAAGGUUUCAAGUCCGUUCCCUCUGACGACACUUUAACCUGGGGUCAACAUACGCUCGAUAUGUCUCAUCUUUAUGGGGAAACGUUAGGAAAACAGCUCGCUUUAAGAUCAAUGAAAGGAGGGAAGAUGAAGACACAAAUAAUCAAUGGAGAGGAAUAUCCUCCAAAUAUGAAAGACUGCCCUGGAGUGAACAUGGAUUAUCCAGAAAAUGUGAUAGAGGAAUACCGAUUUGCAAUGGGACAUCCAUUUUUUGCUUUACUCCCUAGUCUGAUGUACUACUCUACUUUAUGGCUCCGAGAACAUAACAGGGUAUGUGAUGUAUUAGCAGAACAUCACCCACAGUGGGAUGAUGAAAGACUCUUCCAAACUACAAGACUUAUUAUUUUAGGCGAAACAUUGAAAGUGACAGUUGAAGAAUAUGUUCAGCAUAUUUCUGGAAUGGAUUUGAAGCUGACCUUUGAACCCGACCUGAUGCACGAUUCAUCGAUGCGAUGGGCGAGCGGUCGUCUGCAUGUAGAAUUCAACACUCUCUAUCACUGGCACAAUAUGAUUCCAAAUUACUUUUACAUUGGGAAUAAAACAUAUACUCUGGAGGAAACAUUUUUUAACAUGAGUUCUUUGCUUGAUAAUGGAAUGAAUGUUUUUACAACAUCGAUGGCGAAUCAAGUGGCCGGCAGAGGAGCUGGUGGUCGAAACAUGGCAAAGUCUUUACAUAAAGUCGCUUAUGAAGUCAUUAAAAUGAACAGAAAAUUACGCCUCCAGCCAUUCAACAGAUACAGAGAAUUAUUUCGGCUUCCCCCUUAUAAGACGUUUGAAGAACUGACAGGUGAAACUAAGCUUGCCAAAGUUUUGAGUAAAUUUUAUGGAGGCGAAAUUAACGCUGUCGAAUAUUUUGUCGGAAUCAUGGUCGAAAAACGUUACAAAGCAAAGAUGUGGGGAAUAACUCUGACUGAAUCAAUUGGAAACUACGCUCUUCGAAGCGUAUUUUCAAACGUCAUCGGGUCACCUCAAUAUUGGAAAGAAUCAACAUUUGGCGGAAAAAUUGGAUUUGACAUGGUGAAAACUGCUUCAUUAAAAGAUAUAGCAUGCAGAAAUAUAAAAGGAUGCCCGGAGUUCAAAUUUGAGAUUGCAGAAGCUGUUACGGAGGAUACAGACAAAGGGAUGAUAUACAAUGACAUCGAAAGUGAUGGUACGGAGGGUACAGGGCAGCACAAAACUGAAUUGUAAAAUCAAAAUGGUAUAACGUUACUCAGUGAAUCGAUGCAGUCGGUAACAUUUCCCAUGUCCUCAAAGUUGAACAGAAUUUUAAUAUUGUGAUUUUGAGCCGUCAAAAUAUUGUAUUUGUUUAUGCCUUAUAAUUGCAGUUUUUGUCAUUUUAACACGUAUCUAUUAUAUAACGGUAUUGUAUAUUCGUUAUAAAUGUUCAUCACAUAAUAAUUUUAACACCGACAUUUUUCAAAAUGUUAGAAGUACGUCAUGUUAGGAUCUGUAUUCAAAAUGAAAUUAUACAAAUUUUUCUAAACUUUUCUUUAGAAUAUUUAUCUGAUGCUUGUUUUUCUUUGUUGUCAACCGAUUUCGUAUAUUUUACUGUGAAGAAGAUGCCAGGAAGACGAAAAAAUAUCUAAUUUUUAACUUUGAUAUUUUAUCGUUUUACAGUGCAUUGUCUUCAGUAUUAACAAUCUUGAUUCUUUAUAUACUCGUGGAUGUUUAAAAGGUCUUUUAUGAAAUCUACAAGUCUGUAAACUUGAUAAUGGUCAAUUGAAAUGAAAUGUGGUUAGGAAAACCACCAAAACAGAAA